This is a messenger RNA of Laetiporus sulphureus 93-53, 1410 nucleotides long. RefSeq names its product mitochondrial ornithine carbamoyltransferase. The record is from RefSeq and is a predicted model, not a curated record. Lineage: Eukaryota; Fungi; Basidiomycota; Agaricomycetes; Polyporales; Laetiporaceae. The transcript is spliced from 5 exons. Gene Ontology annotation, cellular component: mitochondrion. Gene Ontology annotation, molecular function: ornithine carbamoyltransferase activity; amino acid binding. Gene Ontology annotation, biological process: L-citrulline biosynthetic process. The coding region runs from base 52 to 1098 and encodes 348 amino acids.
GACCAAGUCUCCCAUUGCUCGCCCUCUAUCAUUUUUUGUAGAAUAACAAACAUGUCAGUUCCGCAUCUGAUGACUCUGGCGGACCUUACGCCGGCGCAAAUAAGCCGCAUUCUCGCGCAUGCACAUUCACUCAAGAAGGUCUCCCUACCAUGGCUCGGUCCGCGAACAAAAAGCCAGAGCAACUUGCCCAUGCCGUCACAGUCGCUGUUAAACAAAUCUAUCGCGCUCAUAUUUUCCAAGCGCAGCACGCGGACGCGGGUGUCCGCUGAGACCGCGGCGGUGCUCCUCGGCGGGCGCGCUGUGUUCUUGGGGAAGGAGGAUAUUCAACUGGGCGUGAACGAGAGUGUGAGGGACUCGGCGCGGGUCAUUGGUGGGAUGUGCGAUGGAAUCUUUGCACGCGUAGGCGAGCACGAGGAGAUUGAGGAAUUGGCGAAGUACUCGCCGGUGCCGGUCCUGAACGCGCUCUCAUCGCUCUGGCAUCCGGCGCAGGUUCUGGCGGACAUCCUCACGUUACAGGAGCACCCGUACUUUUCGGAGAAAGGAUUGAAGGAGGACGCGGAUGCCGCGUCGCACAAAACGAUCCCGACAUUUUCGCUGCUGCGCCCGCUCACAAUCGCGUACGUAGGCGAUUCGGCGAACGUGCUGCACGACAUGUUGGUGACGUACCCGCGGCUCGGACACCAGAUGCGCGUGGCGAGCCCAGAGAAGUAUCGUGCGCCGAAGCAAGUUUGGGAUCGCGUCGUCGAGCUCGGGUGCGAUAAGGGCAUAUACUGGACGGCGGAUCCGCAUGAGGCGGUUCACGGCGCGGAUCUUGUCGUCACAGAUACGUGGAUAUCGAUGGGCCAAGAAGCUGAGAAGGAACAGCGUCUAAAGGACUUCCAAGGCUACCAAGUGACGGAACAACUCUGUCGGGAGGGCCGCGCGAAGCCUGACUGGAAGUUCAUGCAUUGUCUACCGCGGAAACCGCAUGAGGUGGACGACGAGGUCUUCUACGGGCCACGCUCUCUCGUUUUCGAGGAGGCAGAUAACCGCAAAUGGACGGCCAUGGCUCUGUUCGACCUGCUGUUCGGCAAAUGGGAUCUGCUGGCAAAAAGUUGAAUGGUGCCGCACGAUCUAACUCAGGCACGCUCGUUGCAUGCAUGCGUAGCAGCGCUCAAAAGAAUCCUGAUGCUAGAUAGAUCUUAUUCAUCAUCUAGUCAUCACGGAGGAAGUCCGCGGACCAUGUUGAUAUGAGAAGUCCGCUUACGGCUGGACAAAGGGUAACGGCCACGAUAACCGCCGCCGCCGAGAUCUCAGAGAUGGUAUUGAAUUUCUAUUAAUGAGCGCAUACUGUUCUGCGGUGAUCGCCAUGGCUCUGCUCUCAUGAAUAGUUCAUUCAUCUCGCGGCAAAUCGUUAUUCUCCGUGUCUGG